Molecule: messenger RNA, 3822 nt
Organism: Carassius auratus (goldfish)
Lineage: Eukaryota; Metazoa; Chordata; Actinopteri; Cypriniformes; Cyprinidae
Product: sterile alpha and TIR motif-containing protein 1
Exons: 8
Coding region: 541-2682 (713 amino acids)
Biological process (GO): negative regulation of MyD88-independent toll-like receptor signaling pathway; signal transduction; response to axon injury
Cellular component (GO): dendrite
Molecular function (GO): NAD+ nucleosidase activity; signaling adaptor activity; protein binding
Source: RefSeq, a predicted model, not a curated record
CGCUUCUGGCUUGAUACACUGGGCGGGUCUAUAAACAGACGCUGAGGAUGCUUGAGGAUUCAUUAUCAACGAUCUUGACUUUUUACAGAUAUAACGACAUCACGGUGUUUUAUUUUAAUGUAUAAGCAACGCUACAACUGGGUUUCAGAGGAAUCUGUCCGAGGGUGGAAAAAAGGACAUUGGAAAUAGUCGUCUUUGUCUGACAAAACUCAACCAAUUGCCAGUAUACAGCGAUACCAACCAGCUAACGUACUGUCGUUUUAACAUCAAGCCAUUCUGACAGCGUUAUCUUGUUAUUUGAUGUUUUUUUUUUGGGUCAUUUCUAACAGUGGAUUCUUAAAACGUAACAAUUGCUCUGACUUCAUUUGUGUUUAUUAUUUUUCUCUGACAUCCGCAGGAUAAUGAACUAAACUGUUUCCCACGCAUUACACAUUAAUGAUUUGCUUUGGAAUGACAGCGACGCGAUAAUUUCUUUGUCACGCCUGAAAGACAAAGAAGCAUCAGAACUGUUGUUAUAACAGAGAAACAGCUGGCAACUAGAUGUUUUUGUCUCUUGUCGUUUAUUUCAGCAAGUUUUGCCGUUAUUUCUCCAUGUUUAGCACUGACAGACUCACGGUUCCUGAAUAUGUCAGUAAUCGGCUACACAAGCGGAGGACGAGCUCCGGCCCUAGAGCUGUGUCUCCGGGGAUCAGCACCGACGUCCAGGCCGUGUUGGACAGCUCUCUUCCCGCGCUGCGCUCCGCCAUCCAAACACUCAAGUCUUCAAAAGACACUGGAGAUUUGGAGGAGACCCGUCUGGCCAUUGCUGAGACUUUCCAGCUCGUCAAGGAGGCCUGGGUCCUGCCCACAGUGGGCCGACAGGUAGCGGAGGAGAUCUGCAACAGGAUCCGGCUGGAUGGGGGUCUGGAGCUGCUGUUGCUGCUGCUGCAGACACCGCCUGAAGAAAUCACAUACGAGUCUGCCAAGCUCCUAGAGCAGAUUUUGGUCUCAGAAAACAGGGACUAUGUGGCACGUAUGGGGCUUGGGGUCAUCCUGAACCUGACCCGUGAGCAGGAGGAUGCCCAGCUGGCAAGGAGCGUGUCGGGCAUCCUUGAGCACAUGUUUAAACACACAGAGGAGACAUCUGCGCAGCUCAUCACUAACGGAGCACUGGACAGCCUCCUGUACUGGUGCCGUGGAACAGACCCAACUGUACUUCGGCACUGCGCCGUUGCACUGGCAAAUUGCGCCAUGUACGGUGGGCACCGCUGCCAGAAGCUGAUGAUCGAAAAACAGGCAGCCGAAUGGCUGUUCCCACUGGCGUUCUCCAAAGAAGAUGAGCUGAUCCGGUUUCAUGCAUGCCUGGCCGUGGCUGUGCUGGCGGCUAAUAGGGAGAUAGAGAAAGAAGUGGUCAAGUCUGGUACACUGGAGCUGGUGGAGCCCUUCAUUGCCUCGUUGGACCCUGAAGAGUUUGCACGCAACUUGUCGGACAGCGCAGACAGCAUGCAGGGCCGUACGGCUGCAGACCUGCAGCACUUACUGCCCCUGCUGGACGGCACACGUCUGGAGGGGAAAUGCAUCGCUGCGUUCUAUCUGUGUGUGGAGACUAGUAUCAAGUCCCGUCAACGUAAUACCAAGAUAUUUCAGGAGAUUGGAGCUGUUCAGAGCCUGAAGAGAAUUGUCAUGUACUCCAGUAAUGGAACCGUCUGCUCUCUGGCUAAGAGGGCCUUAACAAUGAUGAGCGAGGACGUCCCGAGGCGUAUCCUUUCAUCUGUACCCAACUGGAAGAGCGGAGAGGUACAGACCUGGCUGCAGCAGAUUGGCUUCAGUACAUUCAUUGAACGGUUUCAGGAACUGCAGGUGGAUGGAGAUCUACUGCUCAAUAUCACAGAACAGGAUCUGAUCCAGGAUCUGGGCAUGACUUCUGGGCUCACUCGCAAGAGGUUUCUUCGAGAUCUGCGUGUUCUGAAAACCUAUGCAAACUACUCCACAUGUGACCCCAAUAACCUGGCAGACUGGCUAGCUGAUAUAGACCCACGAUUCCGUCAGUACACCUAUGGCUUGGUUCAGUCAGGAGUCGAUCGGAACAAUAUAAUCCACAUUACAGAGCAACAGUUGCUGUCUGACUGCAAUGUAGAGAAUGGAAUCCACCGUGCAAAGAUCACUUCUUCUGUCCGCCGCCCCGCUAAACCCUGCUUAACCGAUUCCCAACCCGCGGGCCCUGAUGUGUUCAUCAGCUACCGUCGCACUACAGGUUCACAGCUUGCCAGCCUACUGAAGGUGCAUCUACAAUUGCGUGGUUUCAGCGUCUUCAUCGACGUGGAGAAACUGGAAGCUGGCAGGUUUGAGGAGAAACUGAUCACGAGUGUACAGCGAGCACGCAACUUCAUUUUGGUGCUGUCAGCCAACGCGCUGGACAAAUGCAUGGGCGACGUGGCUAUGAAAGACUGGGUUCAUAAGGAGAUUGUCACCGCCCUGAGUGGGAAGAAGAACAUUGUUCCUGUCACUGAUAACUUUGUGUGGCCUGAUCCGGCCUCUCUGCCAGAGGACAUGAGUAGCAUUCUCAAAUUUAAUGGCAUUAAGUGGUCCCAUGAGUAUCAAGAUGCCACUAUUGAAAAGAUUCUACGAUUCCUCAAGGGAUGCCCAAGCCAAGAGCAACCAGACGGAGCCAAAACAGACAAAAAAGAGCCACAAAAGAAAUAAUACAUACAUCUGACCAAUAAAACCCCCUUUAUUAUGCCUAAUAAGUAGGUGUUUCCAAUAAUGACCACUGCGUAAUCAGAACACACCUGCUUACACCUCAGAGGCCAUUGUUUCCUUUGGUUGUAUGCAUGUAGCUGGUCUAGAUAGAUACAUAAGUGUAACCUAUCCAAAGAUACAAUGGAAUUUACAAGGUGCACCCACAUUAGCAAAGUUUUGGCAGUAUUUUACAAGGGAAUAACAGUCCAUCUCAUCAAUGGUGUAGCAAUAUAUGAAGCAUCUUCAAUUUCAAACCGAGUAGCUGUCUGUUGGUCGAUGUGGUGAGUUUGUGUGACUAACCUGAACACGGUUUGAAAUCUCCAUGGGGGACAUAACUAAAGUAUAUGUUACCGCUCCUUAAAUAUUAUUUACAGCUUUAUGUCUGUUGACAGCAUUUGUGGCUUUAAAUGACACUGAACACUCCUUAAAUUGUGCAUUAGUAAUCAAACUGUACUGACUGUGCUCCAAGAAUUGUGUCAUACAUUUCUGUAACUCAGGCAGCUGAACAGAUUUCUGCAUUACGAUUUGUAUUUAUGACAUCAGCAUAAAUCUAAGCAUAGUCAAUCCAUAGCCAGGUAGUACUAGAUAAUCUUGCGUUAUAGUAUUGUCAGUAGACUUUUGAAAGAAAGCCUUAUGAAAUGUUAAAACCUCAGUUUAUUUUAGUUCAGUUAAUUAAUCCAAAAAUAGUCAAUAAUUUGUUUUCUAACUACAGGUUUGUGCAGGCUGUUAAGCAAGUUCUGAUAUCAUGUACAGUGCAUCAUUCAAAAGGCAAAUGACACAUUUUUCACCUCUAAGAAUAUUUCACAACAGUUCAUAAAGCUCAAUAUUAAUCAUUAUAGUCAUUAAUCAUUUCACGCAGUAUUAGAAACAAACCCUGAAACAACAGUUUCAGGACUCAAAAGACUAGUGUAGAGGCAUUCUUAGAAUUUCCGAGAAUAUUAUGCAGCAAUUUUAAGUCAAUGAUGCAUUUUCAGUCACUGUGAAAAUGCAGAUGAACAUUUACUAACAGCUCUUAACACCUCAAGCUCCCUGUUGUUGCCUUAUGGUGUUUAUCCUAAUGUCUUUCAGGUGAAAUGCAGCCUUUAAAAUAUGUACAAUUAAAUA